AGUGCAACCCUAGCCGAACCCUCCUCCCGCCGCCGCCGCCGCCGUCGCCGUUGCUGACGACGCCAUGUCGAAGCGAGGGAGGGGUGGGUCGGCGGGGAACAAGUUCCGGAUGUCGCUGGGUCUGCCGGUGGCGGCGACGGUGAACUGCGCCGACAACACCGGCGCCAAGAACCUCUACAUCAUCUCCGUGAAGGGCAUCAAGGGCAGGCUCAACCGGCUGCCGUCGGCGUGCGUCGGCGACAUGGUCAUGGCCACCGUCAAGAAGGGCAAGCCCGACCUCCGCAAGAAGGUCAUGCCCGCCGUCAUCGUCCGCCAGCGCAAGCCGUGGCGCCGCAAGGACGGCGUCUACAUGUACUUCGAAGACAAUGCAGGGGUGAUUGUGAAUCCUAAGGGUGAGAUGAAAGGCUCUGCCAUCACUGGACCCAUCGGUAAGGAGUGCGCAGACCUCUGGCCAAGAAUUGCUAGCGCAGCAAAUGCCAUUGUCUAGAGCUUGUUAUGGUAGUAGUAUCAGUUUGCAGUUGUGUACCCUGGAUAUGAGGAGGAUGUGAUGUAGUCUUUUUGUUUACCGGCAAGUUAACCUGAACUUGAAGCAACCUUCAGUUAAUUUUCAACAUGAAAUUGCCCAUUCUGCAUGCUGCUGGUUUACAUCA
Messenger RNA from Oryza brachyantha (malo sina), 650 nucleotides. Its product is annotated as 60S ribosomal protein L23. The coding region runs from base 65 to 487 and encodes 140 amino acids. Gene Ontology annotation, biological process: translation. The transcript has 4 exons. Gene Ontology annotation, molecular function: large ribosomal subunit rRNA binding; structural constituent of ribosome. The record is from RefSeq and is a predicted model, not a curated record. NCBI's taxonomy places the organism in Eukaryota, Viridiplantae, Streptophyta, Magnoliopsida, Poales, Poaceae. Gene Ontology annotation, cellular component: ribosome; cytosolic large ribosomal subunit.